Cucurbita maxima (winter squash) is the source of this 1812-nucleotide messenger RNA. Its product is annotated as protein CUP-SHAPED COTYLEDON 3-like. Lineage: Eukaryota; Viridiplantae; Streptophyta; Magnoliopsida; Cucurbitales; Cucurbitaceae. The transcript is spliced from 3 exons. Gene Ontology annotation, molecular function: DNA binding. The record is from RefSeq and is a predicted model, not a curated record. The coding region runs from base 341 to 1630 and encodes 429 amino acids. Gene Ontology annotation, biological process: regulation of DNA-templated transcription.
AAAAAAAAAAAAAACAUAUUAAUAAAAAUAUGAUUUUGUUGGCGACCUAGUCCGGGAAGGGAAGGCCUUUUUCAGGUGCGUUUCUGUAGGCCCCCAUGAAAGCGUUUUAAGAAUCUCAAAUCCUCAUCUCCUCAUAUUUUUCUUUCACUUUACUUUGGUUUCAGCGCUUUAUAAUCAUACCUAUAUAAUUUACCCUUCCUUCAUAAUAAUCACUCUCUCCUCCCAGUCUCUUUCCCUCAACUCUCUCUUUCUCUCUCUCUCUCUCUCUCUCUCUCUCUCUCUCUCUCUCUCUCUCUCUCUCUCUCUCUCUCUCUCUCUCUCUGGACAUCUGCGGACAACCAUGAUGGCAAUGGAGCAAAUCUUAUCCGAGCUAAAUGGCGAAGAGUUAAACGAGCAGGGAUUGCCCCCAGGGUUUCGGUUCCACCCUACUGAUGAGGAACUUAUCACAUUUUACUUGGCUUCAAAGGUUUUCAAAGGCAGCUUCUGCGGGGUGGAGAUUGCUGAGGUAGACCUCAAUCGAUGUGAACCAUGGGAGCUUCCAGAUGUUGCAAAGAUGGGCGAGAGAGAAUGGUACUUCUACAGUUUGCGUGACCGGAAGUACCCAACAGGGCUAAGAACAAAUAGGGCCACCGGAGCUGGUUACUGGAAAGCCACCGGAAAAGACAGGGAAGUUUACAGUGCAUCCAAUGGAUCCCUACUUGGGAUGAAGAAGACGCUGGUGUUCUACAGAGGCAGAGCCCCGCGUGGAGAGAAAACCAAGUGGGUCAUGCAUGAGUACCGCUUAGACGGCGAUUUCUCUUACCGCCAUGCCUGCAAGGAAGAAUGGGUUAUUUGCAGAAUAUUUCACAAGAAUGGGGAGAAGAAAAAUCCAAUGUUCCCGUGUCACGCUUAUCUCCUGGAGUCUGCUGCUGCUGCUUUAUCAUCGUCCACUACUUCCAACUCCUUGCCUCCGUUGCUCGAGACGACUCCAACAACACUAAUAGAGUGUCAAUCUCAAGCCGCAAUGCAGGCUUUCCAAAACCCUUUUCAGAUUCAUCAGCCUCCUGAAAACGACCUGAAGAGCUUCGUAAGCUCAGUCGUGUCCCAAUCCAACCUACUUUCCUCGAACGAGCAGCCCCCUUAUUCACACAAACCACCACCCCCUACCCCAUUCAACACCAUCUCCAUAACCAGCAAUAACAUAAACCCCAUUGCUAAUGCCAACAGCAACAACACGUAUACUCCGUCCGCAUCAUCAUCAUCAUCAUCACUGCUGCCAUCGAUUCUCUUCAACUCUCUCCUCUCACAUCAAGAUUCCACAGCACUACUAAAGCAGCAGCAGCAGCAACAACAGUGUGAUGUCUUUAAACAGUUCAAAGCGGAGGCCAGCUUUACAACCCAUUUCGAGCCCGCUGAGGCCAACUCAGACUUCAUGGAUAUGAUGAAGAUGCAGCCAAACCCCCCCUCUUACCAUCAACAUCCCUUGUCUUUUGAAAUGGAAUGCAGUUCACCACUAGCCGCGGCUGCUGAGGUGUCUGUUCAUGACAUAUCAACUUCAAUCGCCUUCACCAAGGCCGCCUAUCAGACAAUGUUAGAUCCUCACAUCAACGUCGUCCAUGCCCAUGGAGAAUCUUGGCCUUUAGAUGCUUAACAUCUUUUUUCGUAUUUUUUAACUUUUCGCUUACUUUUUUAGUACUCGAGUACGUGGUUGUAAACUAGUAUGCGUCUGUAGCGUAGCGUCCAAUCUGCGUGUCUGCAUGUACCAAAUAUCUCUUUAAAAUCCAUGCUUUCCCUUCUCUAAAACCCAUUAUCCACCUCUCUACGUAAGCCUUA